This is a messenger RNA of Fusarium verticillioides 7600, 1778 nucleotides long. RefSeq lists its product as hypothetical. The coding region runs from base 700 to 1311 and encodes 203 amino acids. The transcript has 3 exons. Gene Ontology annotation, molecular function: calcium ion binding. The record is from RefSeq and is a predicted model, not a curated record. NCBI's taxonomy places the organism in Eukaryota, Fungi, Ascomycota, Sordariomycetes, Hypocreales, Nectriaceae.
AUACUCAGCCACGCUCUUGUGCUCUGUUCUCACCCUGCGCUCCACCAACCAAACGACACUGCCCCGCGCUGGAGAUUCCCCUGGCCUGGGGUCAAUCACUGUAGGUAGGUAGGGUAAGGUGAGGUGAGGUGGUGCAGCCAUAGGUACCUUAGACUGAGAUACGUACGUAGUAGGCCAGGUAGGACAACCAAGGUACUAAUUAACUUAACUGGGUGGCCUUCCAGUUACUUCUUCAGCCGCGCACCAAACCAACUCAGCCCAACCAACCUUCAAAACCCCCUUCACACGCAACAUCUCCUUUCUCUAUCCUGGCUUCUUCAUAAGUCUCUCUUUUCGUCUGAGUUGGAACUGGAAAAAGAAAUACACAACCCCCCGCACUCAUCAUGGCCUACAACCGCCCCUAUGACGAGGAUGCUCUCCCUAGAUUCGCUGAGCCAGAGCCUGUAUGUCUGAAAUACACGCACCGUUAACGCUAUCACAACGUCGAGAAGCUCAAACUGACCCUGCGCCCCCCAGAAACCAGGACAGUCAAGGACACCUGCCCCGCAGCAGCACCCUCCUCCUCAGCAGCACCACCAGCAGCAACAGCAAUACGCCCCUCAACAACAGUAUCACCACCAACAGCCUCGAUAUGACAAGCCCCUACCUGCUCAACGAGAUGCGCGAUCCCAUUCCCUAGGCCAGGGUGCUUACGGCCAUAUGUCGCCGCCCCCAAACCCUGGUGGUGCUAGGCCACAGGCCCAUAACCGCCCUGCUCCCAACUCACGACCUCCUCCAUCGCCUGGUAUCGAUGGCAGUGGUUCAGACCCUUCACUUUUGCCCCUUUUCCGCGCCGUAGACAAAGAUGGCACCGGCCACCUUUCCGAGAGGGAACUUUCUGCCGCCCUUGUCAACGGAGACUGGACCGCCUUUGAUCCUCAUACCGUCCGCAUGAUGAUUCGAAUGUUUGACUCCGAUCGAAGUGGCACUAUUGGUUUUGAGGAGUUUUGUGGGCUGUGGUCCUUCUUGGCUUCGUGGAGGACUCUAUUCGACCGAUUCGACGCCGACCGCAGCGGCAACAUCUCUCUAUCCGAAUUCAACAACGCACUUGUAGCCUUCCGAUACCGACUCAGCCCUCAGUUUGUUGAGUUACUCUUUAACACCUAUGAUAAGAGGAAUGAGGGGGUAAUGAGCUUUGAUCUCUUUGUUCAAAGCUGUAUUUCCUUGAAACGCAUGACAGACGUGUUCAAGAAGUAUGAUGACGAUCGCGACGGCUACAUCACCUUAAGCUUUGAGGAUUUCUUGACGGAAAUCCUUAAGCAGCUCAAAUAGGCGAUGUAUAAGCGUCAAGGCUGAACUACUAUAUGCCGGAAGCCAGUACUGGAGCUAAACCAAACAUUGAGGGCUCUAGUCGUCAUGUGGAUUUGAUUUUCGCAUCCUGAGGGAAGGGAUAAGCCAUGCAUAUAUGUUGUAGUGGAAUUUACGACAGAUACAGCCCGGGCUGGGCGGUUGGGGAGGGAGGUGUUAAGAUGUGAUAGCAUGAACCAAAGAUACCCUAGGUCGAGUCUCCGGAUCCUGGCUUAGAGACCGAAACUUACCUUAACAUCAAACAUGAAUUAUAUUGCUUAGCAUGUUUCUUUAUGACCACUGCGAUUCCAUGCGGCAUGAUGUCUCAAAGUACAAGGCUGGCGCCGCCCAGGCGUCUUAAUAGUAGCUUACUUACACCCAACUCAACAGAACAUAUCCAAAUGUUUCGACUUGUAGAUGAGCGCUAAGUGACUCCCGUUAACGGUGAAGGA